Messenger RNA from Ochotona princeps (American pika), 4503 nucleotides. It is a transcript of the gene CTDSP2, whose product is annotated as CTD small phosphatase 2. Lineage: Eukaryota; Metazoa; Chordata; Mammalia; Lagomorpha; Ochotonidae. The coding region runs from base 548 to 1363 and encodes 271 amino acids. Gene Ontology annotation, molecular function: RNA polymerase II CTD heptapeptide repeat phosphatase activity. The transcript has 8 exons. The record is from RefSeq and is a predicted model, not a curated record.
AAAAUAGGAAAGCUGCGGACGGCCCGCCGCCCUGUGCGUUCACAGUGGAGGGUCGCGGGGCGUAAGGACGCUGCCCAGGAGCGGGCAGGCCCAGCAGGCUGCGGCCCGGCCGGGCAGAGAACCCGAAGGCGCGCGGGGGUGGGCGCUGCAGCCGCGGGUUGUUUAUCUGGAGUACGGAGGGGAGGGGGGAGCCUGGAAACCGCCCCGUGUCCCAUUUCCUCCUCUUGUUUUCGCUCCGGAUUCUCCAUGUUGGACCCAAACUGAGGAGCCCGGAGCUGCCACCGGGGGAUCGGGGCCGAGGGCACCCGGGCGGGGGGGGGGAGCUGCUGCUGCCCGGGCCUCCCGCCCUCCGGUACAGGCCGCCUCCCUUCCCGGCCCGGGGAGGAAGCGGAGGGCUGGGGGGAGGGAUGUGAACAGCUGUGGGAGUCGGAGUCGCGAGAGCGGGAGCCGGAGCGGGCCCCCGCCCAGGCCCCCCAGCCCAGCCCAGCUCAGCCUGCGCGCCCGCCGGUCCUCGCGCCCCGCCAGCCCGGGCCCGCGGGAUUGUUAGAUGGAACACGGCUCCAUCAUCACCCAGGCGCGGAGGGAAGACGCCCUGGUCCUCACCAAGCAAGGCCUGGUCUCCAAGUCCUCUCCUAAGAAGCCUCGUGGACGCAACAUCUUCAAGGCCCUUUUCUGCUGUUUUCGUGCCCAGCAUGUUGGCCAGUCAAGCUCCUCCACUGAGCUCACAGCAUACAAGGAGGAAGCCAACACCAUUGCUAAGUCGGAUCUCCUCCAGUGUCUCCAGUACCAGUUUUAUCAGAUCCCAGGGACCUGCCUCCUCCCAGAGGUGACAGAAGAAGAUCAAGGAAGGAUCUGUGUGGUCAUCGACCUGGAUGAAACCCUUGUGCAUAGCUCCUUUAAGCCCAUCAGCAAUGCUGACUUCAUAGUGCCUGUAGAGAUUGAGGGGACCACUCACCAGGUGUACGUGCUCAAAAGGCCUUACGUGGAUGAGUUCCUGAGGCGGAUGGGGGAGCUCUUCGAAUGUGUUCUCUUCACUGCCAGCCUGGCCAAGUACGCCGACCCUGUCACGGACCUGCUGGACCGCUGCGGGGUCUUCCGGGCCCGCCUCUUCCGUGAAUCCUGUGUCUUCCACCAGGGCUGCUACGUCAAGGACCUCAGCCGCCUUGGGAGGGACCUGCGAAAAACCCUCAUCCUGGACAACUCUCCCGCCUCCUACAUCUUCCACCCGGAGAACGCGGUGCCGGUACAGUCCUGGUUUGAUGACAUGGCCGACACUGAGUUGCUGAACCUCAUCCCAAUUUUUGAGGAGCUGAGUGGAGCGGAGGACGUCUACACCAGCCUCGGGCAGCUGCGGGCUCCGUAGCCGCCUGUUUUCCUGGCAAUGGCCACCCCAGGAGGGGCCUCACCCACAUCGUGCCUUUACCACCAGCCUGACAGACAGCCGCCACUGGAGUGCCAGCGGGCGGAGCGCAAAUGACAGGGAGGAGCCUUGGGGCAGGUCAGACAGCAGCAAAGGCGCCCGAGCCCAGCCAGCAGAGCCAGCCAUCUGCUCCCCAAGGAGCGAGCCCAUCAGCCAGGGCUGCCGGGUGGGCUGUGUUGAGGGGCAGGGGAGAAGCUGAAAGAUUGCGACUCUCCCCAAGGUAGUCGGUCUCCUUUGUGUCACCCUGGGAGCCCCUGGGCUCCACGGGCUGAACACGUGCAGGCUCUGUUGCCCAAGCCCGGCCUUCUCUCAGUGUUGGUGCCGGUGCCAAGGAGGAAGGAGGGCGGGGGCCGCCCACCCUGACACCCUUCCAGCCAGCUGCUGCAGAUGCAAAGAUGCAAGUUUAGUGCCCAUUUCCAGACCCCAUGGCCCCGGGCUGCACUCCCCUCAGCCUGAGCCCUCUCUUAGCCUCCCUUGUGGCUCUGGCCAAGCCUGCCUUCCUCACACCCAGCCUCAGGCUUGACCCUGAGGGCCAGGCCAUUCCCGGGCUGCCCUGGGAGGGAACAGAGCCUACUUCCAUUCCUCUGACACUUGUUUUUAAAUUCUCUUUCUCAGUGCGGAGUUUGGGGCCUAGUUUGUUCCUGGUGAAGCCUCAGCUCUACGCUGGAGGUGAUGGGGGGCAGGGGAGGCAGCAGCAUGGGGGAGCAGGGAGCAGAGACAGCCACUUAGCCUGUGACCCGUCAGACAUAUCCCAGUUCACUCUUCGGGGACUGUGCGGGUGCUGGUACAGAACGUUCAGUGCAUGGGCAGAGGACAGCGAGCAGGCCACCUGCUUCCCAGGCAGGGCCGUUUCCUGUUGUGUCUCCCCCAGCUCGGGCCGUCCCCGGCGAGCUCUGUUCCAACUGCAUCCUUCCUGCCUGCCGCUUUUCCUCUCCAAGGCCUCAGAACUCCUGCCUCUCCUUUCAGUUUGCAAACCCAAUUUCCAGGGGCCCGCCUCCUGGAGCAAACCCCUCCUGCACCUGCUCCCAGGGUAUCUCCUGCUCUCUGUGGUUCUUACUAGUGAGUGCUGUAAAGAAACAGUCACCAAGUAGAAGUAUCCCCCUCUCUACUCCCGCCCCCAGCGUCACUGCCUUAAUUGGGGCCUCCCCGGGGCCGGGUGGGGCUCUCACCUCUCUUCCUUUCCUCUGCCCUGGGGUAGGAGGGAAGCUGCCAUCCUAUCUGUUCCCUGUAGGCAGGUGUCACAAAGCCGUUGUGAAUUGCUCCAGGGGUGGGGACGCCACCCACUCAGGACUUGCUCCCUUGUCCUUCACAGUGGCCACCCACUGAGUCCAGCCUCAGGAACUAGCUAGCAUCACAGGAAUCCAGAGGUGGAGUAGCAGCCUGGCAUUCCGAGAGUGGCUGGCCAACUGGCAGCUCACCCACUCGCCCUCAGCGCUGUGGUCCCACCCUCUCUCCUCCCAGGUCUCUGGUUGCUCAGAAGUGAAACUCUCUUCACAGUCAUGUGAUCGUUUCCCCAGCACCCCUCAUGCCCGUGGCUGGGACAGGAACUUUUUUCCUAAAAAGCAGAGGAGUGGAGGCCCCCUGGCCGGCUGUGACCUCAGUUCCCGGCUCCGGCCAAGGUCAUAAUCCUGCCACUGCAGGAGAUGCCUCUCUCUGCAGGUCAGCACCUGGCCGAACAUUCAGCCAUCUCGGCCCAGCCAAGUUCUUCUGACUAAAUAAGCAAUAAGAGGCUUGAGGCUGGCCCGGUGCCCAAGGCCCUUGUGCCACCUCUGGAUCUCCGUGGUGGUCCAGGUGCAGGGAGUGGCCUCUGCCACCCACUGUCCUAUAAGGCUUGCCCAAGCGCUUGGGGCAUGACCUGGGCCCAAAGGCUUGGUAGGGACCCUGCUCCCCCCCACUCUCCUUCCCCCCAGAAGCAGCUUAGCCAAAUGUAAACUGGGGCCACCCAUGUGGACCAGAGCCAGCCUCCAGUCGGUGUUUGCUCUCCGGUUUCCGAUUUCCCAGUGUGUUAGGGGCACUUGACCAUGGCAGAACUUGCUCCCUAAAGGAAACAGUUCAGACUAGGUUUACAGGACAAGACUUGGGGCAGGGGGUCCGUUCUGGGACUCCCACCAGCCUUUCCUGCUUGAUACUUGGCUUUUGGGAGUCAGUCUCCUGCAUCGGCGCUCACCCCCACCCGAGCCUGGUCAGCACCCAGUGAAGUCAUGCCAGGAAUCUGCCCCCUGCCAGGUUCAGUUCUUUAAGGUGCCUCUUCGGGGACACAGUGUGUCUCUCUGUUUGGGCUUCUGAAUUACAAGCCUGAUGUUCGUGUCCCUCUCAUAGGGGGAGCCUUGGACACAGGACCAGUUUGGAAAAGGGUCAGGUGUGGGUUUCCACUCUGCACAUUGUAGAGGGAACCCCCUGUGCGCCCACGGGUCCCUUCCCAGAGAGAUGGAGUGCGCUGGCUGUCGUGUAGCCUGCGAUCCUCUGUGGCGCACGCCCUGCCUCUCAGAGCUGUUGACCAUUUUAUCAGCGUGUGAGCUUACCCCGUUCCAGUGGCCCCAGGGGAGUGUGAGGACAAGCGGUCAUUCCCCAGGAGGUGACCCCAUGUACUCGUGUAGCCAGUCGCCCCUGCCUGCUCCCGAGGCCGCACGCAGCAGGCAGUCCUCACGGGAGACUGGACCAAGUCCCAAGUGGAGGAGGGAGGUUGGCCUGUCCCCUCUCCCGGGCUUCAGUUGGUUACCUGCCCACUCAAGUCACCUCUGUAUAAAAUGGGCUUUUGUUUUGUCUUUGUGUUUCUUUCUCAAAUGCCAGUGAAGGUCAGGUCCAGCCCCUGCCCCAGGCCUUGACCAGGGCAGGGUGAUGACCCCAAGUCUGCCAUGUCCCACCUUGCCCGCUUCAUGUCCCCUUCAUGAUGCCAUGGGAGGGUAGGGAGUCUGCCACCCACUGUGCCUGGGCCAUGGGGUUCUUGCUCCCUUGCUUCCUGAUUUGAUAAAUUUGUUGUAUUCAAAAACUUGAAAUGUAGGACGCCAUUAAGUGUCUGUCUAUAUUUUUGGAAGAUUUGUAUUACUUACAACUAAUUAAUAAAAGCAGGUUUUUAAAACCUA